AUGGAAAGAGUAAAAAUGGAAGGGGCAAAAAUGGAAGGGGCAAAAAUGGAAGGGGCAAAAAUGGAAGGGGCAAAAAUGGAAGAGGCAAAAAUCGAGGCGGCUUUAAAUAUAUGCAACGCUUUACCAUCCCAUUUAUUUGAAGAAACCAUAAGAAUAUUAUCAAGAAUUGAUCAAAAUUUAACUAACAAUAUUUUAAUAAAUAAGGAAGGACCAAUAAAAAUAAAAUUUGAUAGUAAAGAAAAAAAGUAUUAUUUAGGUAAUAUGUUUAAUAAGGAAAAAGAUUCAUACAGAUCUCCAUAUACAAAUAUAUAUUAUCCUGACCAUUUCCCAAAUGGUUAUGUACCCUCUGAACAGUUAAGGAGUUUAGAAAUAGCAUAUAAUGAAGUAUUUGAUAGAUAUAGAAAAGCAUAUUAUAUAAAUGGGUUAUCUUCUGUAUAUUUGUGGCCAAACCCCAUAGAAGAUGGAUUUGUCGCUUGCUUUUUAAUUAAAAAAAAAGAAAAAUAUGAUGAAAUAACAUGUAUGACUUGGGAAGCUACACAUUUAAUACAAGUAAAUAUAACACAUUUAGUUAUACAUUACCAAAUUUCUACUACUCUUAAUUUUUCUGUAACUAGACAGAAUGAUAUUAUUUUAUCUGCUUCUAUUAAUAAAGCUUUAGAAAACCCCAAAAAAAUUUCAAACAUUAAUUUAAUAAAAGAUAAGUUCUACCAUAUGGAAAAUAUGGGCAAAAUGAUAGAAGGUAUUGAAAACUCUCUACGAAAAAGCAUUGAAUAUAUAUACCUAUCGAAAAUUAAUGAUAUUUUAAACUCUCUAAGACUUAAUGAUUUAAUUUAUCACACACAAUAUAAUGAUCACAAAAUUAGAAAUUUUAACUCCAUUUCGAGUAAUAUCUCCCUUUCGAAGGACACUGUACAGGACGAAUUAAAAUUAAAAUUGAAAAGUAAAAAUUUGAGCACUCCAACGGAAUACUCUGUUAACACCUGA
Messenger RNA from Plasmodium malariae, 984 nucleotides. RefSeq names its product F-actin-capping protein subunit beta, putative (gene CPbeta). The record is from RefSeq and is a predicted model, not a curated record. The transcript has a single exon. Gene Ontology annotation, molecular function: actin filament binding. Bases 1 to 984 code for a protein of 327 amino acids. Lineage: Eukaryota; Apicomplexa; Aconoidasida; Haemosporida; Plasmodiidae. Gene Ontology annotation, biological process: barbed-end actin filament capping; cell morphogenesis. Gene Ontology annotation, cellular component: F-actin capping protein complex.